UAUAAAGGCAAGGGGAACAUAAGAGAGUACAUUUUGAAAAUGUCUCAUAUUGCUUCAAGACUAAGUACACUAAAGCUCAUUUUACUUGAGGAAUUGCUUGUGUAUUUAGUUUCGAUCUCUCUUCCUUCUCAAUUUAAUCAAUUUAAAGUCAGUUGCAACUGCAUUAAGGAGAAAUGGUCUCUCAAUGAGCUCAUUUCUCAUUGUGUUCAAGAGGAAGAGAAAAUAAAGCAAGAUAAGACUGAAAAUGCUCAUUUGGCAUCUACCUCUAAGGGGAGCAAGAAAAGAAAUAUUAAGGAAGCUGUAAAUUCAGGGCCUCGAAGAAAGCAUCAUAAGGAAAGUAAAGAACAAACUAAGGAAUCUAAAUGCUUCUUUGCAAAGGGACUAAUCACAACAAAAGGAAUUGCACUAAGUACCACGCCUGACUUGCGAAAAAGGGUUGUCCGAGCUGCCAAAAACCAAUUGAUGGUGAAAGACACAGUUAUGUCGGUGAUGUCAAACGAGUUAAAGUUGAGGC
This is a messenger RNA of Cuscuta epithymum, 514 nucleotides long. NCBI's taxonomy places the organism in Eukaryota, Viridiplantae, Streptophyta, Magnoliopsida, Solanales, Convolvulaceae. The record is from the annotation of a GenBank genome assembly.